Molecule: messenger RNA, 783 nt
Organism: Desarmillaria tabescens
Lineage: Eukaryota; Fungi; Basidiomycota; Agaricomycetes; Agaricales; Physalacriaceae
Exons: 2
Coding region: 1-783 (260 amino acids)
Biological process (GO): pentose-phosphate shunt; carbohydrate metabolic process
Molecular function (GO): 6-phosphogluconolactonase activity
Source: RefSeq, a predicted model, not a curated record
AUGGCUACCGUCCAUCACUCUCCCAUCCCGCCCAUCGUGCACUCUUUCCCGUCCGUUGACAAACUUGUCGACUCAUUCGCAGAGUUCAUCAUCAAGGCUCAGAGGGAAUCCAUUGACAAGAAGGGGAGAUUUACCAUCGCCUUGUCCGGUGGAUCUCUACCAAACGUAUUGAAAGGGCUAAUUGGACAUCCAGGUGUGAAAUGGGACAAAUGGCAGGUCUUUUAUGCAGACGAGCGCGUCGUUCCUCUCGACGAUCCUGAUUCAAAUCAUCUCGCGUGCAUGAAAACACUGUUCUCGAAGGUCCCCAUUCCUGCCAGCCACAUCCAUACUAUCGACACUUCUCUUCUCGACGACCUCGAGGAGCUUUCUGACGCGUAUGAGAAGGAGCUCAUCAAGGAAUUUGCCCACGGAGACUCCGCCCGUUUCCCUGUAUUUGACCUCAUUCUUCUUGGUGUGGGUCCAGAUGGACAUACAGUUUCGUUGUUCCUCGGCCACGAGCUGCUGGCAGAAGAGGAUCGCUGGGUGGCAUAUCUAGAAGACUCACCAAAACCGCCUGCCAAACGAAUCACAUUCACCUACCCCGUCAUCAAUCAUGCCGCAAGGGUUGCUUUCUUUGCUGCCGGAGAAGGCAAGGUUGAUAUCCUGAGCAGCGUCCUGGACAAGCCGGAGGAAGGUUUGCCAGCUUCGCGUGUCAAACCGGUAUACCCGGGGCAUCUAUACUGGUUCGUCGACGAGCUGGCGGCGGCCAAAGUGGAGUAUCCAAAAACCGCUUUUAAAUUAUAG